AUGGAACAUGUACGUUUGCCAUUACUAAAGCCUGAUAUAUUAUUUAAUAUAUCUAAAGAACCUCUUCUAAAAAAUAGUCAUAAAUGUAAAGAUUAUAUAAUCGAAGCAUUACAUUAUUAUCAUCAAAAAUCAGUUCAGCAUUUCACCAUUCCAAAAACAAUUAGGUUUAAACCUAGACAGUUUGAUGGUUUUCAAAAAGUUCUUCUGAUGUUCAGUAAGUCUAAUACAUCGCCAAAGUGUUAUACUGAAUGGUAUGACCCAGCAACCAAGCUAAGAAAAAAUGCACCAGGAAUAAAUGAAUGUCGGAAUUAUGCUGGUUUUGGUGUGAUAAAUGAUCAAUUUGUGUUUGCUGUGGGAGGUGUAAAUGGAUCGAGUUCUAAAUCUGUUAGUAUGCUUGACGUAUCUUCACAAUCACCUUCAUGGGUUCCAAUGGCUGACAUGUUAGUUAGUAGAAAAGAAUUAGGAGUUGGUGUAUUGGAUGAUUGUAUAUAUGCAGUUGGUGGAUGUGACGGCAACAGUGUCUUAAAAAGUGUAGAGGUAUUUGAUAUCAAUUUUCAAAAAUGGAGAACAGUAACUAGUAUGUCUACUAAAAGAAGUGGAUUCGGUGUUGGUGUACUCAAUAAUCGUCUAUACGCUGUUGGUGGUGUUGCAAAUGGUCAACCUCUUAGAUCUGUGGAAUAUUAUGAUCCCACACUUGACAUAUGGACUCCGGUUGCAGAAAUGUCUGAGCGUCGUCAAGGUGUUGGUGUAGGGGUUUUGGAUGGUCUUAUGUACGCAAUUGGUGGCGAUAAUGCAAUGGUGGAUAUUAAAAGUUUUGAAAGGAAGUAUCUUAAAAGUGUUGAGGUUUACAGACCAAGUGAUGGAGUUUGGUCUUCUAUAGCUGAUAUGAAUUUACGCCGAUGUUUACCUGGAGUAGCCGUAUUAGAUGGUUUAUUGUAUGUUUUUGGCGGAGAAAAACCUAGUGUUGAUACUUUUGAAAUUUACAACCCUAACACCAAUACUUGGACCUUGGAAAAAUUGUCAAGAAAUGGAGUACAAAUUUAUGGUGGAGUAGUUGUCGAUAGACCACAUCAUUAUCAUUAA
Messenger RNA from Macrosiphum euphorbiae (potato aphid), 1083 nucleotides. The record is from the annotation of a GenBank genome assembly. Lineage: Eukaryota; Metazoa; Arthropoda; Insecta; Hemiptera; Aphididae.